Sarcophilus harrisii (Tasmanian devil) is the source of this 3807-nucleotide messenger RNA. It is a transcript of the gene DEPDC1, whose product is annotated as DEP domain containing 1. Gene Ontology annotation, cellular component: nucleus; transcription repressor complex. The transcript is spliced from 12 exons. NCBI's taxonomy places the organism in Eukaryota, Metazoa, Chordata, Mammalia, Dasyuromorphia, Dasyuridae. Gene Ontology annotation, biological process: intracellular signal transduction. The record is from RefSeq and is a predicted model, not a curated record. The coding region runs from base 71 to 2515 and encodes 814 amino acids.
CACGCCUGGGAGCGGUUGCCGGAGCGGAGGCGGUGCGGGCCGAGGGGCGCCGCCGGGGCCCGGCGGGAGCAUGGAGAGCCGGGGGGUGACGCCGGGGCCCUACCGGGCCACCAAGCUGUGGAAUGAAGUCACCACCUGCUUUCGGGCCGGAAUGCCUCUCAGAAAGCACAGGCAGCACUUCAAAAAACACGGCAGCUGCUUCACUGCCUGUGAAGCGGCCGAUUGGCUUUGUGAGCUGUUGAGAAGUAACAGCAAUUUUGGCCCCGAAGUCACAAGACAACAGACGGUGCAGCUGCUAAGGAAAUUCCUCAAGAAUCAUGUCAUUGAAGAUAUUAAAGGGAGAUGGGGGUCGGAAAACCUUGAUGACAACAAUCAGCUGUUCAGAUUUCCUACAACUUCUCCGCUUAAAACUGUACCACGCCAUCAUCCAGAAUUGAGAAAAAGCAACCUAGAGAAUAGUUCUAAAGAGAAAGAAAGUAUUUUUAAGUUGCGAUACUUAACUCGCAGAACUCCAAAAAAGCAUGUUUUUCAGGAAAAUACAGAAAAUAUUAGGAGUGAAAUUGGAGAUGAAAAUAAAGAAAAUAUAGUAGAGGAAAGGGAAGUAAGCCAAGAAGAUAUUGAGGAAAUUUGGAGACAUAUCAUUUUGAUGCACCUACAAACCAUUUUAGGUAUGCCAUCUUUAGAAGAAAUCUUGGAUCCAGCACAAGUAAUACCUCAGUACAUAAUCUAUAACAUGACCAACACAAGUAAACAUGGAGUGGUUGUCUUGCAAAACAAAGAAGAUGACCUUCCUCACUGGGUAUUAUCUGCUAUGAAGUGUCUAGCAAAUUGGCCAAGAAAUAAUGACCUGAGUCAACCAACUUAUGCUGGAUUUGAACGAGAUGUAUUCCGAACCAUUGCCGACUAUUUUCAAGAUCUCCCAGAACCACUGCUUACUUUCGAAUAUUAUGAGUUAUUUGUUAAUAUAUUGGUUGUCUGUGGCUACAUCAUGGUUCCCAGUAGAACCAGUGGAAAGCAUAAAAUCCAAGAUGAUUCACAAUCUUCAAAAGCCCUCCAUGUAAACAGCAUGAACUCUUUCAAAUCUACUGAAUGUCUUCUUCUUAGUCUACUUCGUAAAGAGAAACGGAAAGAAGAAUCGGGAACCCCUGAGAUUCUUGACACAAAUGAGCAAAGUUUUAAAAAACAAUGCACUAAAAAGCUGCCACUUUGUGGUCCAAGUAACAGGAGAUCCAGGACUAAUCUCUUAAUUGGAGGGAGUUGUCAAAACUUAACAGGUUUGAAAAAUAAACCUGUUUUGCCUUUAUCUCAGCUUAGACUAAGGUGCUAUUCUAUGGAAGGAAUUGCAGAUACUUCAGGGUUUGGUAGUACAGAAGGCUCAAGCUUCAAUCAGUCUGAUCUUAAUGUAACAGGACAAAAUAAAGAAAAACAAUUCUUGGAUUCUGAAACUGAAGAGAACUUUAAAAUGGAUAUUUGUUCAGAUGGAGAGAAUCAAAAAUCACCAUGUGUUGGUUUUAAAAGAAUGUCCACAGUUACUGUUCAAGAUCAGGAGGUAUCAUGCAAUGGGAAACUCAAAUCAAAGCAGCUUUGUAGGUCUCAGAGUUUGCUUUUCAGUACUUCUAAAAGAAGAAGUAGCCGGAUCAAUAUGCCUGUUGCUGAAAUUACCAUGAAGCCAAAUAGUGUGGGUCACCUUGGACAAAGCACCACAGAUGUGUCUGUAGCCAUGGAAAGUGAGCCUUGGGAUUCCAGGACCACAGUCAGGAAAAGGCUCUGCCAGAGUACCUUAGAGCUUUCAGGAAGGUCUUUCCCUCCAGUUUCUUCUAUGCUGACUGACACACAGAGUUUACUGCAGCCUCAUUUAGAGAGGGUUGCCAUUGAUGCCCUACAGAUAUGCUGCUUGUUGCUUCCUCCGCCAAACCGCAGAAAACUCCAGCUUCUAAUGAGAAUGAUUGCCCGGAUGAGUCAGAAUGUUGAUAUGCCAAAACUUCAUGAUGCGAUGGGGACAAGAUCACUAAUGAUACAGACGUUUUCCCGAUGUGUGCUGCGCUGUGCCGAGGAAAUUGAUCUCGACGAACUGCUUGCUACACGAUUAGUUUCUUUUCUGAUGGAUCAUCAUCAAGAAAUUCUUCAAGUGCCAUCUCACUUACAGGCUGCUGUGGAGAAACAUCUGGACUACCUGAGGAAAGGCCAUAUUACAUAUCCUGGAGAUGAACUGAUUGCAGCUUUGCCUACCUACUCCUAUUGUAAGCAGAUCAGCACCCAGGAAUUUGAUGAACAGAAAGUUUCUACCUCCCAGGCUGCCAUUGCCGAACUUUUAGAGAAUAUUAUCAAAGACAGAAACUUAUCUCUAAAAGAAAAAAAGAAAAAAUUAAAGCAGUUUCAGAAGGAAUAUCCUGCCAUCUACCAGACAAGAUUCCCAACUACAGAAAGUGAAGCCGCCCUGUUUGGUGACAAGCCGACAAUCAAGCAACCGAUGCUGAUUUUAAGAAAGCCAAAGCUCCGUAGCCUUAGGUACUAACUGACUAUCAAAUGAUAUUAAAUGAAGCCAUAUACUGAAGGAUAUAACAUUAGACAGUCUGCUUCUCCCCUCCUUUCCCAAAAUGAGUGUGCUGCAGACAUAGAAGGUGCCAAAAUAGUGAGACGAGUACUCCGUGUUUGCUCUGGAGGAUUACCACCAACCCAAUGGAUAACAAAUGAAGAAUGAAAGCAUGAUUAGUAACCAAAAGUAUUCUGAGCAUCUCACUGCAAACGACUAGAAACGCCAUGACGACGUGUGCCAGAAGUUGACGUACUUGACGCUGGCCAAAGGAUGCUUGAGCAGCAAGACUAACUCAGACCCCAGGAUGCUGGGUGGCCGUGUUGUGAGAUGAAAUUCUAGGUGAUUAGAGUUGCUAGGUAGCCAUGUAGUCCAAGCCUAGCUUGGAGAGGAAUUUUUAUAACCUCAGUAACUUAUAUGUUCUGCUACAUUUUGCACUCCUAUAUAUUUUUCCAUAUUUUUAUAUAUGUGUGUGUGUGUGUGUGUAUUUGUUUAAAAUCUAAAAAUACAGUAUAACAUUUUCACUCACUUGACCAUAUUUCCAUCUGGUUGGUCAACCAGUUGAGAAGCAUUACUGUGUCUUAAGGGUACAGAAGAAAUGGUAAGCCUUUGGUCUGGACCUCCCAACCUACAAGAUCACGGCUCUGAUUCCACCUAGUCUUCUUUCUCCACUUGGACCCAUUUUGAGCCAGGUUUAAGAGGAGCAUCUUUGAUAGGCACAAGAUUUCUUUGUAAAAUCUCAAUAGUAUUUUGCCCUACCUUCCUUAUUGGGGGGGAAAAAAUUAACUGCUCAAGAAGGAUGAUGCAUUGUUUACCCGGGAAGACAUCACAAAUAAUAUUAACAUGAGUUUGGGGAGCUGCUCAUACUGGGGAUCCUCAUGCUGUGACCUUCCAUAAGUGCAUGGAAUAUUCUCCUCCUCAUUUACUGAUGUGUGCUCUGCCCUGAUAAUUUGCUUCUGUAACUCAAAAAAGUGACUGAAUUGAGAAAUAUGAUACAUUCAGCUUCUCAGUGGAAUUUCAUGAUGCCUUAAUUGUUAAAUGGUAGCAUUCUGCAUGUUCCUGCUUUUUAUUAAGUUUGGAUCAUUCAUCCAGAUAUCUUGUCUCUGAAUUAGGUGAACAUACUGACCCCAAUUACAUCUUAAGUAUGUCCAGGUACUGUGUUUAAAAAUGUGUGAUAACAUGGUUGUAUUGGAAAUUGAGGUGAUAAUCAUUAUAAGGGUUUUUUGUAAUGGUUUAAUUUUGUUUAUUCCUAUAUUUAAUAAAAAAAAUUGUAA